AUGAGCGACUGGACAGACAACCCGUUUGCACAGGGCGAUGACAACGCCGACAAUCCGUUCAGUGACCCCUCGGUGACUGGAGCACAGACAAAAGUGCCCGAGUACAACCCGUUUGAUCAACCAAAGACAUCUGAUGUGAACCCCAACAGUCCAACGGCAACGACGACGGCUGCGGCGGCAACCACGUCUUCGUCAUCGACCAAUGCGGCCGUGUUUGGCUCCUCUUCACCAGAGCCCGCCACCAUGCAGCCCUCGCAGCCUGCACAGGACUCCAGCAGCACCGAUGCAGACGACAACCUUCCCGCAUGGGCGAAACCGGCGAGCCAGCAGCCAGCGACGACGACCACCACCGCCGCCGCCGCCACGACGACCUCGGGUGGCGGCGGGACGUCUGCGUACUCGGCAGAGGCGACGGCAGAGGCGCAACGACAGCGCACAGCACAGCAGAUUGAAACCCUCCGCCAAAUGGAGUAUGCUGAGCGCGAGCGGCGUGCGCGGCACCAGGCCCUCGUCGACCAGAAGGGCCGGCCCCCAAACUUCCCAAACUUCCCAUCGUGGAUGCGCAAGGGCUGCAUCCAGCCAUGCUUCCACAUUGACAUCUCCACUGAGAUUCCCGUCAUUGGGCAACGCGUCACACGCAUCGCCUACUACUCUUGGAUGUUUUACUCGUUCACGCUCGUGUGGAAUUGGAUUUGCUGCCUGGCGCUCCUCUCCGUCAACAUCAGCAAGACCGACGUGUCCGCGGGCGUGGCGACUGCGUUUCUGCUGCUGUUUAUGCCGUGCUCGUACUUCUGCUGGUUCCAACAACUCUACACGGGAAUGCGCACCGACUCGUCUCUCAAGUUUGGAUGGUUCUUCCUCGUCAUGGGCGUCCAGUUUCUGGCGUCGACGUUUUAUGCUGUCGGUAUCAACGGCACCGGCGGGUCGCUCGAGUCGAUGACACAGGAGGCGGCGGUGGGCGUUGCCUCGAAUCAGGCCGUGCAGCGCGCAGCCGUCAAGGGCGCCGUCACGGCCGCAUCCUCAUCCUCAUCCUGA
This is a messenger RNA of Salpingoeca rosetta, 1035 nucleotides long. RefSeq lists its product as uncharacterized. The transcript has 13 exons. NCBI's taxonomy places the organism in Eukaryota, Choanoflagellata, Craspedida, Salpingoecidae. Gene Ontology annotation, biological process: protein transport. The record is from RefSeq and is a predicted model, not a curated record. Gene Ontology annotation, cellular component: trans-Golgi network membrane; recycling endosome membrane. Bases 1 to 1035 code for a protein of 344 amino acids.